UCUCAUCAUCACAACAUCGUAUUUUAAUCACUCUCCCAUCCACUACUAUUAAUUAAUAACUACUAACAACAAUGUCAACCAGUAUUAUUCUCCUAAUUGUUGCUUGUGCACUUGUAUUGUCCACAAAUGCAAGGAUCCUUAAUUCCAUGAAAGGAGAAGAUGAAGAAAAGAUCCUUUUUCCCCACCCUUUAUCACCAUUUCUUGGUGGUCACGGGCUUGGCAGGCCUGGAUUUGGUGCAGGGCCGGGUUUAGGAUUCGGUCCUUUUGGAGGAAUAUCGGGGGAAAGUGGCCUAGGUGGUGGUGGAAUGGGUUUCGGAGCUGGAACUGGAACUGAAAUUGGAAGUGGGUCGGGUUUUGGAUCAAACAUUGGAUCAGGUUUCGGGUCAAACAUUGGCGGUGGAGGAGGUUUCGGGUCGGGAAUGGGAAAUGGAGGUUUCGGUUUGGGAAUGGGCAAUGGAGGUUUUGGUUUUAGUGGUGACAAUAAUGGAGGUAAUAGUCCUAAUGGUGAUGGUGAAUUCGCUGGUGGUCAAGCUGAAGGAGUUGAUGCAGCUCUUGGAAAGCAAAAACCUUGAAUUCUUCACAUGAUAUGAUAUUCUAUCAUGUUACUAGUAGUAUUAUUUACUAGAUUCCACCAAAUAAUAGUAACUUUAUGUUGCACUAGUUACCAAUUAACUAUAGGAGAAUUACUUUUCUUUCAAGUGAAUUAUCGUUUGCAUGUUUUAGUAAUUCUUAUAAAUGAGUCAAAUUUAUUGUUUGUCUGAUUAUGCAAGUUAAUGACACUUCUAUUUCUUUUUUUA
This is a messenger RNA of Capsicum annuum, 797 nucleotides long. Its product is annotated as glycine-rich cell wall structural protein 2-like. The coding region runs from base 72 to 572 and encodes 166 amino acids. The transcript has a single exon. The record is from RefSeq and is a predicted model, not a curated record. NCBI's taxonomy places the organism in Eukaryota, Viridiplantae, Streptophyta, Magnoliopsida, Solanales, Solanaceae.